AUGUUCAAUCUACAGCUGCAGACUCCAACAGCUGCAGACUCCCACAGCUGCAGACUCCCACAGCUGCAGACUCCAACAGCUGCAGACUCCAACAGCUGCAGACUCCCACAGCUGCAGACUCCCACAGCUGCGGACUCCAACAGCUGCAGACUCCCACAGCUGCGGACUCCAACAGCUGCAGACUCCCACAGCUGCAGACUCCCACAGCUGCAGAUUCCAACAGCUGCAGACUCCCACAGCUGCAGAAUCCCACAGCUGCAGACUUCAACAGCUGCAGACUCCCACAGCUGCAGACUCCAACAGCUGCAGACUCCAACAGCUGCAGACUCCAACAGCUGCAGACUCCAACAGCUGCAGACUCCCACAGCUGCAGACUCCAACAGCUGCAGACUCCCACAGCUGCAGACCCCAACAGCUGCAAACUCUUACAGCUGCAGACUCCCACAGCUGCAGACUCCAACAGCUGCAGACUCCCACAGCUGCAGACUCCAACAGCUGCAGACUCCCACAGCUGCAGACUCCAACAGCUGCAGACUUCAACAGCUGAAGACUCCAACAGCUGCAGACUCCCACAGCUGCAGAAUCCCACAGCUGCAGACUUCAACAGCUGCAGACUCCCACAGCUGCAGACUCCAACAGCUGCAGACUCCCACAGCUGCAGACUCCCACAGCUGCAGACUCCAACAGCUGCAGACUUCAACAGCUGCAGACUCCCAUAGCUGCAGAAUCCCACAGCUGCAGACUUCAACAGCUGCAGACUCCCACAGCUGCAGACUCCAACAGCUGCAGACUCCAACAGCUGCAGACUCCCACAGCUGCAGACUCCAACAGCUGCAGACUCCCACAGCUGCAGACUCCAACAGCUGCAGACUCUUACAGCUGCAGACCCCAACAGCUGCAAACUCUUACAGCUGCAGACUCCCACAGCUGCAGACUCCAACAGCUGCAGACUCCCACAGCUGCAGACUCCAACAGCUGCAGACUCCCACAGCUGCAGACUCCAACAGCUGCAGACUUCAACAGCUGCAGACUCCCACAGCUGCAGAAUCCCACAGCUGCAGACUUCAACAGCUGCAGACUCCCACAGCUGCAGACUCCAACAGCUGCAGACUCCCACAGCUGCAGACUCCAACAGCUGCAGACUCUUACAGCUGCAGACUCCAACAGCUGCAAACUCUUACAGCUGCAGACUCCCACAGCUGCAGACUCCCACAGCUGCAGACUCCAACAGCUGCAGACUCCCACAGCUGCAGCAUCCAACAGCUGCAGACUCCCACAGCUGCAAACUCUUACAGCUGCAGACUCCCACAGCUGCAGACUCCAACAGAUGCAGACUCCCACAGCUGCAGCAUCCAACAGUUGCAGACUCCCACAGCUGCAGCAUCCAACAGCUGCAGACUCCAUGGAUUGUGCUGCAUCAAAGUGGCCCAGACUUUUCAUCUGGUUUUAACAGAUGUGACCCUUAUCAAUGUGUUUGGAAAAUACAAUUCAUGUUGA
Knipowitschia caucasica is the source of this 1497-nucleotide messenger RNA. Lineage: Eukaryota; Metazoa; Chordata; Actinopteri; Gobiiformes; Gobiidae. The record is from the annotation of a GenBank genome assembly.